AUGGGAAGUUGAAGGGGAAGGAGAAGGUGGUGCCGGAGUACGGCAAGAACCGGCACGGCAUGCCUGUCGGUUUCUACUUCGUCCCCAUGGACCUAGAGCUUUUCGCCAUCCUCAUGUGCAAGCUCGUCCGAGGUGAGGUCCCCGGCGCCCUCAAUAACGUCUUUGAGCAUAUCAGGAUACUUGAAUUCCACCCCGCCCUCCUCCGUGCUUGAGGACCUUGCCGUGUACCGCCUGUACAAGAUCAGAAGGAAGGAGGACACAGAGCCGGUGAACGCUGCCGCCGCGGCGUCGAGCACGGACAAGCCCUCCACGCCGGAGGCACUGCCACCGCCUACGCCACCGCCACGGCCAUUGCUGAACAUGGCCGGAUCAUCGUCGGCAACGUCGCUACUGCCACCGCAAUUGCCAGGCCUGGCUGGGUCGUCGUCGACGAUGCCGCUGGCACUGCCACUGCAGCUGCCUGGCCUGCCCGGGUCGUCGGCGGCGAUGUCUCUGCCGGGCUUGGCUGGAGAGAUGACGUCCAUGGCGGACCAGGCGAACAUGGCCUCGACGUCACAGGCGUCAGCACCGUCGUCGGAGCUCCCGCAGGACUGGUACGACGAGUACGAGGUCGCGUACGGUGCCGCGGCGCCGCCGUCUCCUAGCACGAUCAGCUGCGCGGCGCUGCCGAGCUCGCCGACGGCGUGGUGGCCGUCAUCGAUCGGCGGGCCGGUGCAGCACGACGGCUACCUCGGGAUGGCGGAUCCUGCGUCGUGUAAUACGUUGGAACACCUGUUGCCCAGCGCGGCGAUCCCACCAGAGCCAAUGGCGCCGCCGAAGAACUCGCCGGCGGCGCCACCACCGGCCGACGCCGGCGGCAACUACGACCACCCGGAGCUCGCCGACUACGGCGGCGGCGUCCAGGCGCAGCACGAGCAUCAUCAGCCGCAGGAGCUGACGGAUGGCGCGGACGGCGACGCACAGCUAGAGCUAGGCGCCGCGGAGUUUGAUUCCGAACGAGUAGCCGAAAUGAUAUCCCAAAUAAUGGAUGGUGAAUUCGUGUUUAAAUUUGAGGACGACACCAUUGUUAGCUUCAACGAGGUGGCGGCGGCGCCGAUGUUGAUCGACGGCGGUGGGGACGGCGACGGCGAUGGUGCAGAUGGAGGUGUCGGAGAUGAUCCAUUCGAUAAUUAG
Molecule: messenger RNA, 1173 nt
Organism: Oryza sativa Japonica Group (Japanese rice)
Lineage: Eukaryota; Viridiplantae; Streptophyta; Magnoliopsida; Poales; Poaceae
Product: leucine-rich repeat extensin-like protein 5
Source: RefSeq, a predicted model, not a curated record